Musa acuminata subsp. malaccensis (wild Malaysian banana) is the source of this 1207-nucleotide messenger RNA. Lineage: Eukaryota; Viridiplantae; Streptophyta; Magnoliopsida; Zingiberales; Musaceae. The record is from RefSeq and is a predicted model, not a curated record.
UCUAUCUACGAAUAAUAUGAGUGGUGAGAUUCCCUUUUCUUAUUGUCAAUUGAGGAAUUUGGAAGGGCUUCAGCUUUCUGAAAAUAAUUUGUCAGGAGAGGUUCCUAAUUGCUGGAAAAAUUCCUCAAAUUUACUUCUUUUAGACUUAUCAAGCAAUAAAUUAGUCGGUGGAGUCCCUGAUUCGCUCUGUAAUUUGCAAACGCUAGAGUCACUGCACUUGAGUCACAAUAAUUUAUCCGGGCCGAUUCCUCAUUGUUUAAAGAGUUGCACAGAACUAUCUACUCUCGACUUGGGCCACAACAACUUUAUCGGGAACAUACCAACUUGGAUCGGAGAAAGCCUAUUGUCCCUGAAGACACUUAGCUUACGCUCGAAUGCCUUCAACGGUAGAAUUCCUCAAUUAUCUUCUCUAUCAUCUCUUCGCAUCCUGGAUCUCUCCAACAACAAUCUUUCAGGAACGAUACCACAGAGCUUUGGGAACUUCAGUGCGCUAAGAAGCACUCCUACGUAUCAUUGUUGUUACUUCAACGACGGUCGAGUCUAUGAAGAUGAUAUGUGGCUAUUUAUAAAAGGAAGUGAAUUCAAGUAUACCACCAGUCAACUUUCAAUUGAUGCACUUAUUGAUCUCUCCAACAAUAACUUAUCUGGAAACAUCCCUGAAGAGUUGGGGAAUUUGCAUGGAUUGCGGAGCUUAAAUCUAUCCAGAAAUUACCUUAUAGGUCAGAUACCAAGAAGCAUUGACGGAAUGAAACAACUAGAAGUUCUUGAUCUAUCAAGAAAUAAUCUCUCGGGUGAAAUUCCUUCUGGUUUGGCGGCCUUGAAUUUUUUGAACCAAUUGAAUUUAUCAUAUAAUAAUCUUUCAGGAAGGAUUCCCACCGGUAACCAGUUGCAAACUUUUACUGAUCCAUCCGUUUAUGCUGGCAAUCCAAAUCUUUGUGGCCCUCCUCUCCCCAAAAAUUGUACAGUGGAUAUAGUGAAGACUGAUGAAGAAGAGCAAAAUGAUGAUUCUUCCAAGAAUAGAAUUGAAACAAUUUGGUUAUACACAAGCAUCACAUUAGGAUUUAUUAUCGGAUUUUGGACGAUUUGUGGAAGCCUUUUGUUGUUACGGACAUGGAGGAUCGCAUACUUCCACGCCAUUGAUAACAUGUUUGACAAGCUAUACGUGAUGAUGGUAGUGACCAUGGCAAAAUACAAAAGGAAACUAUGA